AUGAAGACAGACGAAGCUUGCACUCGCAGAGGAAUGUGGUGCGAUAGUGAAAUGAAGAGACAGAGAAACGAACUCAAUGAAGUUACCGUUACCCUUAGAGCCCUUGACAUGUUCUGUAAGCAACUUCAACUACAUUUGUCUCAUAACAUCGAUGAAGUUACCAUUACACUUGCUGUCAAACCCUGUCAAGGGGACCCCAAACCCGGAUGCCAGAUUCACGGGUUUGCAGUUUCUUCUGGGUUUGCUUCGUAUACUACGAUUUCAAAUUCUUUGAUGUGUAUGUACACCAAAGCUGGACAGUUUGAUGGUCCCUUACUUAUCUUUGAGACUAUGUGCUAUAUUGAUAUAGUUUCUUGGAAUACUAUUCUUUCGGGGUUUCGAACAAGUGAAGGUGCAUUGAAUUUUGCUCUUAGGAUGAAUUUUAAUGGAGUUGUUUUUUAUCCAGUGACUUAUACUACGAUUCUUGCUUUUUGUGCGGAUCAUGAAGAUUUUCUAUUUGGAUUACAAUUGCAUUCUCUUAUAUUUAAGUCUGGUUUAGAUGGUGAAGUUUUUGUUGGAAAUGCACUUACAAGUAUGUAUUCGAGGUUGAGGCGGUUAAUAGAAGCUAGGAGUGUGUUUGAUGAAAUGGCGAAUGAGGAUCUGGUUUCAUGGAAUGCAAUACUAUCAGGUUACUCUCAAGAGGGAAAUCAUGGGCUUGAGGCGAUUUUUGUCUUUAUUGAGAUGGUGGGAGAAGGGAUGGGUUUAGACGAAGAAGAUGUCAUCUCUCUGUUUAAUGAGAUGAGAUUGGAUGGAGUAUAUCCAAAUGAUGCUACAUUUGUUGGACUAAUCCAUGCUAUAUCAGUUAGGAAGUUGGUGGAAGGCGAAAUGAUUCAUGGGUUUUGCAUAAAGACUGGCUUUUUAUCAAAGCAUAAUGUUUGCAACAGCUUGAUCAUCAUGUAUGCUAAGCUUGAGUCCAUGCAUGACUCCAUCAAAGUUUUUGAGGAGCUAAACUACAGAGAAAUCAUAUCAUGGAAUGCUUUGAUUUCAGGGUAUGCUCAGAACGGGCUGUGUCAAGAUGCACUAAAAACAUUCUUGGUAGCAACUAUGGAGUCGAAGCCAAACAACUACACAUUUGGUAGUGUCUUGAGUGCAAUUGGUGACGCUCGGGAUAUUUCUCUGAAAUAUGGCCAAUGA
Molecule: messenger RNA, 1173 nt
Organism: Prunus armeniaca (apricot)
Lineage: Eukaryota; Viridiplantae; Streptophyta; Magnoliopsida; Rosales; Rosaceae
Source: the annotation of a GenBank genome assembly